CAGUGUGUUCACCACUGUGCACUUAAAUGCCCUGCCACAGACUCUGCUCCAGUAUAUCAUGAAGUUGACACGAUAACCCGAAUGGCUUUAACCGGAGGACACACACAAUGCUCAAGAUACAUGGAGCCGGCAGCCAUGUCCAAGAAAACAGAGAUCCAGAGACACGGCUUGUCCAGCAGGCAGCGAUGUCCACAAGCCAGUGGGCUCGAAGGCUUGGCACCUUUGGUCACCUCUGUGGAGGAAACCCCUGAUCCCAUCCCUGCUACCAUCAGCGGAACUAUUCCAAAGUGGAUUAAUGGGAGCUUUCUGAGAAAUGGUCCGGGGAAAUUUGAAUUUGGAGAAGACAAGUACACCCACUGGUUUGAUGGCAUGGCCAUGAUGCACCGGUUUCACAUCUGUGAAGGCAAUGUCACUUACAGCAGCCGCUUCCUCAGGAGCGACUCGUAUUGCUUCAACUCAGAGAAGAACCGCAUCGUGAUUUCAGAGUUUGGGACAUUAGCCAUGCCCGAUCCCUGCAAGAACCUCUUUGCGCGCUUCUUUUCAAGAUUUCAGAUACCGAAAGAAGCCACUGAUAAUGCCAGCGUGAACUUUGUCAAGUACAAGGGAGACUAUUAUGUCAGCACAGAAACUAACUACAUGAGAAGAGUGGAUCCACAAAGCCUGGAGACCAAAGAGAAGGUGGACUGGGGUCAGUAUGUUGCUGUAAACGCAGCUACAGCUCACCCGCACUAUGACCGUGAUGGAGCCACAUACAACAUGGGCAAUUCCUUCGGCAAAAGCGGUUUUUUCUACAACAUCAUCCGCGUGCCUCCUCCUGAGAAGGACAGAGCAAAUGAAGACUCAGCAGACCUGAGUGGUGCUGAGGUGCUUUGCUCCAUCCGUGCAGCAGAACCCAGAAAACCUUCAUAUUAUCACAGCUUUGUAAUGUCAGAGAACUACAUUGUUUUUGUUGAGCAGCCGAUCAAGCUCAACAUCCUCAAGUUCAUGCUGUACAGGAUACAAGGAAAGAGCUUUCAUAAAAUGAUGUCUUGGGAGCCUCAGUAUGACACCAUCUUCCACCUGGUCAACAAGCACACGGGCAAGGAGAGUAAAGUGAAGUACUGCGCGUCGCCAAUGUUCACCCUGCAUCAGAUCAAUGCUUUUGAGGAAAAUGGGUUCUUGGUCAUGGACAUGUGUUGUGGGGAUGACGGCGAGGUCAUCGGAGACUUCACCCUGGAGAACCUGCGACGAGAGUCGGGAGAAGAAAUUGACAAGUUUUACAACUCAUUGUGCAGAAACCUCCCAAGGAGAUAUGUCCUGCCUCUUAAUGUGGAUGAACAAACUCCUCUGGACCAAAACCUUGUCACUCUUCAUCACUGUAAAGCCACAGCAAAGAAAACAAAACCUGGGGAGGUUUACAUGACCCACGAGGAGCUUCACAAUGAUGAGCUGCUGCAGUACGGUGGCCUUGAGUUCCCGCACAUCAAUUAUGACGGAUACAAUGCCAGACCGUACCGCUAUUUCUACGCAUGUGGCUUUGGGCACGUCUUUUCCGAUUCCUUACUCAAGAUGGACGUCCACACCAAGGAGCUUAAGGUGUGGCGUUAUCCUGGUUUGUAUCCCUCUGAGCCAGUCUUUGUUGCUUCUCCCGACGCUACUGAUGAAGAUGAUGGAGUGGUCCUGUCAGUCAUCAUCACGCCAAGAAAAGAGAAUAGUACCUUCCUUCUGGUUCUGGAUGCCAGGACUUUCACCGAGCUGGGUAGGGCUGAGGUCCAUGUCAACAUUCCAUAUGGGACCCAUGGGGUGUUCAACACGAUGGGAUAAAUGUGCUGCGGUUUGCAAUUCGGUGGAAAAUUGCUAAAAUUGUGCCAGCAACUGAACACUUCUCCGACACGAUAGAAUGUAUCUUUGCCAUUGUUUACAACAUGAAUAUGCUUUAAGAGAUUAAGAAAAGAAAUAAAAAAAGGGGAAAACCAACAUCUCUCACGUAUUUUUUCACUGUAUUUUGGUAUUGUAGUUAAAAGAAAUGAAAAGACAGAUCCCUGUGCGCCAGCAGCACGCUGACCAUUUUUUCAUGUGCACUCUUUUGAAAAUUUGAAAUAGCUCUAUCCACAGCAAGCUGAACAUCGUAUGUAUUGUGCAUAUUUGGACAAGCUUGUAUUUUAGGAGGACUAUAACAAAUUAAGA
Messenger RNA from Menidia menidia (Atlantic silverside), 2166 nucleotides. The record is from the annotation of a GenBank genome assembly. Lineage: Eukaryota; Metazoa; Chordata; Actinopteri; Atheriniformes; Atherinopsidae.